This is a messenger RNA of Ananas comosus (pineapple), 648 nucleotides long. RefSeq names its product aspartic proteinase CDR1-like. Bases 1 to 648 code for a protein of 215 amino acids. Gene Ontology annotation, cellular component: extracellular region. The record is from RefSeq and is a predicted model, not a curated record. Lineage: Eukaryota; Viridiplantae; Streptophyta; Magnoliopsida; Poales; Bromeliaceae. The transcript is spliced from 2 exons.
AUGGAGAGAACGAUCGGCGGACGGUUCGCUUACUGUCUCCCGCGGUUCACCGACGACGCACAGCCGCCGAGCCGGCUCAAGUUUGGUGACGAGGCUAUUCUACGGGACCCUCACGUGAAGACCCUCCAAUUCGUGCAUGUGCCCGGAAAGUUCAAGUACUACCUUCCUCUUAUAGACGUGAGCAUCGCCAGCCAUCGUAUUGGUUUUGAGCCUGGUGCUUUCACCGCCCGCAGGCACGGGCGAUCGGUGAGAGGCGGUUUCUUCAUCGACACAGGGACGGUAUACACGAGAUUUAUCACAGGAGGCCCGUACGAGCGAAUAAUGGAAGCGUUCAAGGAAUACUUCAAGCCAUUUAAGCUGCGAAAAGCACACUCAAAAGCCACGGAUUUUCUUAAAUUGUGUUAUAAGAUCCCGCGCGAGGGAUUCACAGCAUUCCCAAGCAUGACGCUCCACUUUAACGAGGGCAAUGAUCUUGUCGUGCAGCCGCCUAAUGAGGUGGUGCAGACAGAGAAUAAAUUCUGCAUUGCGGUGGGCGGUCUUCUGAUGGUGAGCGUUCUUGGAGCAUAUCAGCAGCAUGACUACAAGAUCUCAUAUGAUGUUCGGAACAAGGCACUAUCCUACGUUUCUGCAGACUACCUGCUGUCUUAA